Messenger RNA from Manihot esculenta (cassava), 992 nucleotides. RefSeq lists its product as uncharacterized. NCBI's taxonomy places the organism in Eukaryota, Viridiplantae, Streptophyta, Magnoliopsida, Malpighiales, Euphorbiaceae. The transcript is spliced from 7 exons. Gene Ontology annotation, molecular function: single-stranded DNA binding. Gene Ontology annotation, cellular component: Shu complex. The coding region runs from base 125 to 847 and encodes 240 amino acids. Gene Ontology annotation, biological process: double-strand break repair via homologous recombination. The record is from RefSeq and is a predicted model, not a curated record.
CUGAAUAAUCAAGAGGGGCUCAAUUCCUCGGGCUUCCGGCUCCCCAUUUCCGCGUUGGAGUCGCGUGCAAUUUUUGUGAGGCAGACGAAACUUCAGCUCACGGUGGCCGGUGGGCACUGCAAGGAUGCUUGAGGAGUUCUUCGCUGGUGGGCAAAUGGAUUUUACGCGCCACCAGUCCCAACCUCUUAUGUUCCUCUCCGGUCCUCCUUCUUGCGGGAAAACGUCUUUACUGUUCCAGUUCGCAUUCAACAACGCCAUAGCUGAGACUAAUGAAGGUGCCAAAUCUACCGUGGUCUUCAUAUGCAACCGCAGCAGGCUAGAAAACAAACCCCCUUUUCUCUGUCAGGGCGUUGAUCCAUCUUCUGGCACCUUUCAACGCAUACAAAUGAAGUAUGUGCAUGAUGAUGAAGGCAUUAAAAAGUACUUUGCUGCAUUCCACCUGUAUGAUAAAUUUCCAGUAGCAGUUGUUAUUGAUGAUUUUGGAGACUUUUUCAGUGAAAGGACCUGCCAACAGAGAUAUCAGAAUCCUCGCGGAAGAGACUUAGCGAUGGUUCGAACUCUUGCUUUGUGCCACAACGCAGUAACGCAUGCAAAUGAGAAAGGUCAUUGCAAGCUUUUGCUCUCUGAUACCCACCACGGAGACUCCCCGAGGUCGCUCUUCAUCUAUAAAAGAUGGGUUUCAUCCAUUUUCACCAUCAAAGGUGAUGGCAAGGGAUCAUUUCUUCUAAGAAGACGCAGUAAUUUGGAAAGUGGGAGCUCUGAGAGGACAAGGAUUGCCAAAUACUCUAUAGCUCUUCAAUAUUUAUUUCUGGAGGGGAUCCUCGAAGAUGAUGAGAAUAAAACGUAGUGUUGCUUCAGUGCAUGUAAAAGUAGUAAGUGCUUGAUGAAUAUCCAACUUCAAAUAACCACAUGUAAAUUACAAUUCUUUCUGAUGAUAUGAGUUGUAAAAUCUACGGAAAAACUUGGUAAUGAAAUGUUUUCUUUUACCUUAA